This is a messenger RNA of Cannabis sativa, 1575 nucleotides long. RefSeq names its product patatin-like protein 3. The transcript has 7 exons. Bases 94 to 1299 code for a protein of 401 amino acids. Lineage: Eukaryota; Viridiplantae; Streptophyta; Magnoliopsida; Rosales; Cannabaceae. The record is from RefSeq and is a predicted model, not a curated record. Gene Ontology annotation, biological process: lipid metabolic process. Gene Ontology annotation, molecular function: glycerophospholipase activity; monoacylglycerol lipase activity.
AUAUGGUAUAUCUCACAACUCAAAAGCUAGUUUCUCUCCUUGCAACGUUAAAUCCCUCUCUCUCUAUAUAUAUACAAAAUUAAUUACUGAAAAAUGGCCACAGACUCAAGCAUUGAAGCACCAAAGUAUGGAAGGCUCAUCACAAUCCUAAGUCUUGAUGGAGGAGGAAUUAGAGGAAUCAUUCCUGCUGUUCUUCUCGAAUACCUUGAAUCUCAACUUCAAGUACUGGAUGGUCCAGAGGCACGUCUUGCAGAUUACUUUGAUGUAAUAUCAGGUACUAGCACAGGGGGUCUUAUUACAGCAAUGUUAUCAGCCCCCAAUUCCCAAAAACGCCCUUUGUAUUCUGCUAAAGAAAUUGUACCAUUUUACCUCGAGCACUCUCCAAAAAUUUUCCCUCAAUCAAGGGGCAUAUUUGGUUCAAUUAUUGGUUCGGUGCAAGAUGCUACAGGACCAAAAUAUGAUGGAAAAUAUCUUCAUAGCUUGGUCCAGAAACUGUUGGGGACAACAAGGUUGCAUGAAACUUUGACUAACGUAGUCAUUCCUGCUUUCGAUAUCAAGAAGCUCCAACCUACUAUAUUUUCCUCUUAUCUGGCUCCAGCGAAUUCAGCUCUAGAUGCUCGUCUAGCAGACAUUGCGAUAUCCACGUCAGCAGCCCCAACAUACCUUCCUUCUCAUUAUUUUACUAACCAAGAUAAGGAGGGAAAGACUGAAGAAUUUCAUCUCAUUGAUGGUGGUGUGGCUGUUAAUAAUCCGUCUUUCGUUGCAAUAAGUGAAAUAACGAAACAAAUAGCGCAAAACAAUUUGAGUUUUGACCCAAAUACUAAGCCAUUGGAUUACACACGUUUUCUAGUGAUAUCAUUGGGAACAGGUUCGAACAAGACUGAACAAAAGUACAAUGCUAAACUUUCUGCCACGUGGGGGCCUUUGUCUUGGAUUUAUUACAAUGGAUCCACUCCUAUUAUCGAUGUUUUCUCUGAAGCAAGUGUUGAUAUGGUUAACUAUCACAACACUGUGUUUUUCAAUGCCUUAGGUUCUGAUGGUAAUCAUCUAAGAAUUGAUGAUGACACAUUGACAGGGGAUUUAUCAUCGGUUGAUAUAUCAACAAAAUCCAACUUAAAUAAUCUAGUGGAAGUGGGGAAGAAACUACUCAAAAAACCACUUUCUCGCAUUAAUAUGGCCACCGGUCUUUACGAACCAAUUCCAAACACCACCCAUACCAAUGAAGAUGAACUAAAAAGGUUUGCACAAAUACUUUCGGAGGAAAAGAGGCUCCGAAAAUCUAAUGCAAAAACCGCUUAGAGUUAUAUAUAGUGUACGGCUCAUGAUCAAGAGUAAUGGAUCGAUCAGACGGCUCACAUUAAUAAAGCUUGGUCAAUAUUAAUCUUUCGUAUUUAAAUAUUAAUAAAUACCAACUUAAUUGGGAAUAUUAAUGCAUCUUCUUGUAAUGUUAAAGCUGUUUUUCUACCCAUAUAUACGUACUAGUACUGCUGUUAAAUAUAUUUAUGGUUUGUUGAUGUCACUAUGUACUACUCCAUUGAACGUAAUAAAAUAAAUAAGUAUUGUUUUAUUUAUUUA